This is a messenger RNA of Sphaerodactylus townsendi, 13214 nucleotides long. It is a transcript of the gene PDZD2, whose product is annotated as PDZ domain containing 2. The record is from RefSeq and is a predicted model, not a curated record. Lineage: Eukaryota; Metazoa; Chordata; Lepidosauria; Squamata; Sphaerodactylidae. Bases 541 to 8505 code for a protein of 2654 amino acids. The transcript has 25 exons. Gene Ontology annotation, molecular function: protein binding.
GCUCCCCAGCGUGCGGCCGGAGUCUCCGCGGCGGGACCGGACAGCGCCCCAGAGCGCCUCCUAGAGGACAAAGCCGGCAGUGGCCCGUGAGGAGAAUCCAGUUGCCCCCUUGGCCGGAUAGAUGACUUUCUUUGCUCAUUAGAGGUCAAAUCGGUUGAUAGAUGUGAAGGAUCAGCACCAUUGCUGUUCGUGGAAAACCGGACGUCUGAGUGAUUUGUUGUGUGUGGAGGUUGCCCAACAAGAAAGCCCCCCUUGCUUCCUUCCUCUUCUGGGAAAGCACUCCAGAGUGGUCGGCUUUACUCUUUCUCUUCAUCCCCCCAAGGACAUUCUGUUAUCUUUGGCCAAACUGAAGGAAAGAGAGAGUUUCAUGUUGAUUUUUGGCCUUCUAUGUUGGCCUCUUUUUGUUUUGUUGUGUUUUUUUUUAGUAUGUCUGUUAGUAAAGUGGGUAGACACCUUGAUUCCGAAAGGCAUGUCAAUCAAGCUUUAAUUACCCAAUCCCAGAAAAAGUUCUUCACGUAAUGGAAUCCUGGAGUCAUCACAAUGCCCAUCACGCCAGAGAAUGCGGUGCUGUUUCUUCCCAUCCUUUAUCGGUGGCUGCAGAACCACCUGAAGGAGGAAGUAGAGGAGCCGGAGCAGAGGCUUUGCCAUUCUGCCAUCAAGAAGCUGAGGGAGUACAUCCUCUUGAACUUCUCAGUGGAGGAGGGCAAACUUCAAUAUGGUGCAAAUUCUGUGGACAUGGAGAUCUGUACUGUUUACCUUACCAAGGAUCCAGGAAACACUGAGUCUCUUGGUCUAAGUUUUGGGAACAUACCUGCUCUAGGGGACUACGGAGAAAAACGAAGAGUGGGGAGAAAACGGAAGGGGCAUAAAGGCCCGAUACUUGAUGUUGGAAGCAUCUGGGUCACCGACUUAAAGAAAAACAGCCCAGCAGGGCAAUGUGGGAAGGUCCGCUUGAGAGAUGAGAUCCUUUCACUGAAUGGACAGUUGAUGGUUGGAGUGGACAUCAGUGGUGCAAGCUACCUUGCUGAUCAGUGCUGGAAUGGCGGCUUCAUCUACUUGAUCAUGUUGCGUCGCAUCAAGCGCAAGGCUCCCCUCCCUCCGUCGAACGGCAACAACAGCAACAGCAGUGAAACCAAAGCCAGGCCCGCUUCCGAACCCAGCGGGAAAGCCUCCCAAAAUGGCAAAAGGACCAGAAAGUUUGGGGUCAUCACCAGAACGCCCUCUGGGGGCAAGGAGGCAAAGGGCCACAAAGGGAGCCCCAAGACCGAGCACGAGAAUGGACCCUGCACUCGCAUGGAAGUGGACGGGAUACCCCCGGAGGCCUCCAAAACGGAAAGAAAGCUGGAAAGCCCACUUCCAAGAGUAGACUCUCCUUUUCCAGCUGGACAGUACAGGUCUCGGCUUUCGGAUGGAGGGAUUCUGGACCUAAAUGCAAGCGAAUUGUCCUUGCAGCGAGAAGGCUGCCGGAUAUGGAAGAUGACCAUGAUGAAGGGGGCAGACGGGCUGGGAAUCCAGAUCACUGGCGGUCGAGGCUCAAGGCGCUCUCCGCACGCCAUCAUCAUUGCACGGGUGGAAGAAGGAGGCUCUGCGUACAGGGAUGGUAGACUAAAAGUGGGCGACGAACUCCUGAUGAUCAACGGUCAGUCUUUGGUCGGUCUCUCCCAUGAAGAAGCCGUCGCUCUUCUUCGGUCAGCUGAAGGCCUCAUAUAUCUGGUAGUCGCAAGCAGGGAUGGGGCGGAAGAGGAUUUUCUGAAUUACCCGUCAACAAGUUUGCCAGACUUAAUUAGCACCUGCUCUGUUCAAGAUACAACUCCCUGGACUGAGAAUAAAGAGAACGAAGAGCCAGAGGAGGAGACUGUCAAAGGAAAGAACCUUGUCCCAGAGGUCCAGGAACCUGUGACAGAUGCAGAUAAAUCUCCAGACCCGGCUGGUGCUGAGGGGUCCCAAGAAGACUGUCAAAGUCCAACUCUAGGAGGUGGUAUUUUGAAGUACAGAAGCCGAUCACAAGGAGCGGCAACUCGUUUAGAAUCCGUGGGAGAGGAUGAUGAGUUAACAGUGGAAAAUGGAGAUGUGAGUUACGAAAUAAUCAUGAAAUAUGCCCGUGGAGGGAGAAAACAUUCUCUGCCACAGCAUCUUGACACAGGAACCAGACAGCAGGAGUACCAAAUUGUUAAGAAAUCCACCCGAUCACUCAGUGCAGCUCAAGUAGAAUAUCCCUGGCGCCUGACUCAGCCAUCCAUUAUUUCUAACAUUGUCCUGAUGAAGGGACAAGGCAAGGGUCUUGGAUUCAGCAUUGUGGGAGGUCAGGACUCUGCUCGGGGUCGCAUGGGCAUUUUUGUGAAGACGAUUUUCCCAAACGGAGCUGCUGCCGCUGAUGGUAGACUCAAAGAAGGGGACGAACUUCUGGAAGUGAAUGGAGAAUCUUUACAAGGGCUGACCCAUCAGGAGGCCAUUCAGACAUUCAAGCAACUCAAGAAAGGCGUGGUAACCCUCACAGUCCGGACUAGGCUUCGUAGCCCCAGCCUCACCCCGUGUUCUACAUUGCUGAGCCAUUCCAGUUCUCCCAGUUCCAAUGGCGGAGUUCCUUUACCCAGCUCUGAAGAUGUCGAUGUUUCUUCCUCCAGUCGCAAGAGUCCAGGCCCAAAGGACAGGAUUGUAAUGGAAGUGACCCUCAAUAAAGAGCCAGGUGUCGGGCUGGGUAUUGGUGCCUGCUGUCUUACGCUGGAGAAUAGCCUGCCAGGUAUAUACAUCCACAGCUUGGCCCCGGGAUCUGUGGCUAAGAUGGAUGGAAGAUUAAGCCGCGGUGAUCAGAUCCUGGAAGCUGAUUCGGUCAGCCUGAGACAUGCAGCUCUGAGCGAAGCUUACGCCAUUUUGAGUGAAUGUGGCCCAGGCCCAGUCAGCCUUAUCGUUAGCCGCCAUCCGAACCCAAAGGUUUCCGAACAGGAGAUGGAUGAAGCAAUUGCACGUACCACUCAGCGAGAAAGCAAAGACGUCCCAUCCCCUCAAGUCACAGGUAACCUGCCCAAGAGUCCAUCCCCAAGCGUGAAGUCGAAGCAGAGUGAUGCCUCCUCGCCUCUGAGCUGGACGAUGAAGCGUUUCUUGGAGCCAGUGAGUCGGCAGGGGUCCGUCAAUUCUGAAACGGAGCUAUCUCAGUACUUCCUGCAGGAUGGCGCAAGCCAGUUGUCGCUUUCUGAGACCACAGUCACGGGCUCCAGUGACGAAGAGCAACUUCGUCCCAAGAGUGGGAGCAGCUCUCUGGACGAGAGUUUCCUGUCUCCUGGCAUUCCAACUACAAAAGAAUUGGCCCUGUGUGAUUCGCCCAGUAGUGGAAACUCACCUGGUCCUGUGAACAAGCACAGGGAAGCAGUUCGGCACGUGAGUUUCAGCGAUAGCCCCAAAGGUAGCCGAACCGCGUUCCAGAGGCAGAGGAGAAUUGCUUUCUAUGAUGGCGAUGCCAGCGAUGAAGACGACUUUGCCAAGCAAGAUGGUGGUCAGUUCCAGAGAGGACCAAGACCCAAAGGCCAAAAGAAGGCACAGAGCAACUGUGAGGUCAUUAUUGCAGCUUGUCCAACAGAAGGCAUUGCUGCAAACCAGGAGAAAGACUUUGCAGCGGAUAUCCACAAUGCGUCAACCGUAGGCAUCUUCAGGGAUUCAGCUGAGAGUGCCAAGGAGUCCCCUCUCCUUCCAGUCAAAUCUCUGGAUUCCUCACAUAUGCCGGAGCAUCACCUCAGCUUGAAGGACUUCCGAGAAACGCAGCUGGAAUCUAAGAGAUCCCCUAAACUGGAACACAAAGCAGUCACUAGAGUUAAAAGCCUGAUGAGCAUUGAAUACCACGGGGUCCCGCGGCCGAGAAACGAAGAACACGGCACUGGCAAUAAACUCAUUGGGAGGACAUUUCCAAAUAUCCACAAGAGUGAAGCACAGGAGAGUCCUCUUGGGCGGAGCCAUAUAGAAGUGAUUACCCUGACUCGGAAUGAAAAUGAAUCCUUUGGCCUGGAUCUGGAAAUCCACGCUAUUCCCUUACUGGUUGUGAUAACUGGGUUGCGCCCCGGUGGAGCAGCCGAAAGGGCAUCUAUGGGAAGGGUGACUCCUGGAGAUAAAAUCCUUUCAAUCAACAGUAUCCCAAUCCAUGAAUUCUCUUAUGAUGACGUCUGUCAGUAUGUACGGUGUCUCCCCACAACUAUCAUUCUAGAGGUGCAGAAGUCUGUUUCUGCUCUGAACAGGCUUUCAAAACUCAUUGUGUCUUCAGAAGCGGAGGCAGCCCAGCCGGCUCCAACCAACGUUCUCGUGAUUGAGGAAGAAACCAGCUCAGCCAUUCACAAAGAGCCUUUGCACAGGGACGAUCCAGACGAUGUGUCAGGAAGGAUAGAGCCGCCAUCUGAUGCCAAGACUGUGGAGCGAUCAACAGAUGCCUUCGAAACAUGCUGUGCCCCGGACAGCACUGUGGUUCCAGUUGCUGAUACUGACGACUUCCUUGACAAAUGCAAUUUGUCGGAAGAAAAGGAUUCUAAGUGUCCAUUAAUCAGGACCAGAUGCACCAAAAAAGACACUUUGGGGCUGGCAGAAGAUUGUUGUGCUAAUUCUUGGUCGGAUCUCAUUAAGAAUGACAUGCCGGAAAGGCCACUGAAUUGCACAACAAACGCAGAAGAAGUCUUGGGGUUUUCUGCCCUAGAUUCCAUUAGCCCCAGCAAGAUUUUCACUGUGAGUCCAACCCGCCUGAGUAACUAUUCCAGGAAUUUCAGCAGUUCAAAUGAAGAUGCCGUGGCUGAAAUAGAAAACGAGAGCAGUGGGGUUUCAAACUCAAUGUAUGCCGCUGCAGAAGAUUCCAGCUCAGACCCGGAAUCUGUGGUUGAAGCUCCUGGCCUGUUGGGUGGUUCGUCGCUCUUGCAACCUGCUCACGAUGACCUCUUGGAGACACAUAACACAACUGAAUCAGAUGAGGAGCAAAUUGAGAUCUGCUGUUUGAAUAACGAGCAACAACAUUUGACUCAGCAGCUUCCAUCUACUGCAGAAGCAUUUCAUCCCCCUACUGAGUGCAGUCUUUCAGACCAGGUUUUGCCAGCAGAAAGCAUGACAGAAACCAGUGUUCUGGGAAUAUCCAGUGGGAAGUCCUCCUUGGAACUGCUACAUUCUCCUGGGCCUAAUACACAACAUUCUGCUUCAUCCACUGCCUUCCAUUCACCUUCUCAGGUUUUUCCACCGAGUAUAGAUAGGACAGAUCAUGCAUUGGAUGACCAAGCAAUUGAUUCUUUCCACGACAAUGUUGCCUUAAUGAAACAAGGGGGGAUGAGCCAAGAGAUGCUGAUGGAAACACGCAGGACUUCUAACCAUGAUGCUCAAGAAUCACAUUUGUGCAUGACAAAAAAUAUAAAUGGGUGGGACGGUAGGUUUGUCAACAAAGAUGAACCUAAUAAAACUCCAAAAUCAAAUACAGAAAAUGAUUUCGGAAUAGAUUAUUCCAGGCUGACCGCUCGUUCUGCUUUGGCAAAGAAGGGAACUGUUGAUUCAACCCCCUUGAGUAAACUGGAUAGCAAUCUUACUGAUUGUGCAUCGCAGAGAAUAGGGUGUGGCCCCAAAUUACCCCUCCCAGCAAAAUCUAAAGAUCCAAGUAAAGUUGCUGUUCCUCUUGAUUUAGCAGGGAAAAACGAAAAAGCCAAUGCAGUUGUUGCGUCGAAAUGUUCGUACGCGAAAAUUCAAAGUUCUUCUCCCAAUCCGUGCAAAGGCUUUUCAGCCCCAUGCAGUCCGGCGUCUUCCAAAAAACUGCCUCAGGAAACUCGAGGGAUUGCCCAGAAGAGUAUCGUGGAAGCUCUUUCAAAUAACUUGCGAAACAAACCAGGGCCAAAGUUAAAGGGUCUCACUAUUAAAAGUAAAAUCAAGGCAAAUUCCGAGACCCUUGGUGGUCUUCCUGCCAAAGGGGGAGGAACGGAUCAGAAAAAAACUUCCCUCCCUGUCCAGCUGUCGCCUAGACUUCUCACAAAGAAGGUCACAGCACUCCGUAAUUUAGCUGCACACUUGGAACCACGUGUCCGAGGCCUUGCCUCUGCCGCCCGGGCUUUGCAGCAAGAGGAGGACGCUGCAAAUAAGUCCUCUUCAGCAGUGCCUCAGGAAUCACCUUUGGCUGUGCCAAAUGGUGAAAACACUGUUGUCAAUAACCAUGAAAAUCAACCCAUUAACCUUUUGGCACUAAGCAAUGCAGAGGAACGAAAAGAACAGCCAGUUUCAAGUCAGGUGGUGACAAAUAGUGAAAAGGUAGAGGAGGUUGAUACCGAGGACUACCACACUGGAGAAGGUCCACCCCAGAUGAGUGCGCCUUCCAAAGUAACGCCCAAGAGUGAUCGUGCAGGUGAGCAGACUGGAAACCAUGGAGUGGGUCCCAGUUUGCCAAAUUCAGUUGGAUGUGAAUUGAGCCCUGUAGCGACUUACAAUGUGGGGUCUUCUAAAAAAGAGUCCUCCAGUCUCCUUUAUUUGCCAGCUGAGCAAGAGCAGUUGGGUCACGAAAUUCAGCGUACUUUCAUAGAGGUGAGACUCUCUUCCUCCUUCACAUCACCGUCACUGAUUCCGCAGGAGUCUCUGGAGAAAGAAGAAGGUACCAAAGAGAAGAUCGAUCAAGUAGAGUGUCGGCUGCAGAAUUCUAGGAGGAAUGCCUUUGAGGAAGAAAUCGUACACAGUGCAUUAAAGCCUGUGACCAGGACUUACUCAAUGCCUACUCAGUUAUCAAAUCAUUUGAGAGAAGAGACCAGCGCCAUGAAUAUGCCACCACAUCAUUCAGAGAUGGGCGUGUUGAAAAUUGUCCAUCUCAACCUGAUGAACGGCCAGAGCACCCACGAUGGCAAAGAGACGCUCAAUACUAUCCCAAAACCAAACACGCAGGAGUUGCCCUUGACCAACCACAACAGCAGUCGUAUUACGGACAAAUUAAAAACCUGCAGGAGGAACUAUUACUAUUAUGAACUGAAUUGGCCGCAUGAACCUAUUUCGUCGUUCUCUGUAAAACAGAGAAUCAAAUCUUUUGAGAACCUGGCCAAUUUUGACAGGCCGAUAGUUAAAGCUGUUGACAUACAUACCGCAGCCCUCAAUUCUAAGUUUCCCAUUGGUCGGAGGCUGUCCGGGGGAGUUUCUGCAGUUUCUGCUACCAGUGUCAAUGACACAGUUCAGACGCUGAGACGAAGCUUGAGCUCGUACUGUGAAAGCCAAGGCCCAGCCUCCUCGCAGAUGACAAAAGCAUCAACCACUUCAACAUUAACCCAUCUGCAGCCAAAUUCCACAGAGGUCAACAGCAAAGAUGAUACUCCCAAUGCUUUGGGAGGCCCAAGCAGUUUGCAAACGUCUGCCCCCAGCCCCCGAAGAAGUAGGGCCUCGGGAGGGCACAUCAGGCACACCCCCUUAUCUCGUUCCAAGCUCCGGGAGCUCAGGGCCUUGAGCAUGCCCGAUCUCGACAAGCUUUGCAGCGAGGACUUCUCUGUGGAAUCCGAUUCUUCCCAUUUCAACAGCGAGUUGGAAAUUGCAUCCGCAACGCGGUCGUUAGGCCUUCCUGUCGGAAGUGUGUCCGGUCUGAAUGAAUGCAUGGAGUUCUCCAGCCUUGGGAUGACAAGCAGGCAGCAUUCGAAAGAAAGCAGUCCCUGGACCAGUGGCUCUGGCACUCCUGGGUCAGCAUCUGAUGAGGAACUCCUGCACCAUGAAGCCUCCCUGAACAAGAUGCACUCGGGGAAGAGCUGGUCCAUCAGCUUGGAUGAACUCUUGGUCUCCACUCUAGAUCAGCAGAAAUUGCAGUCUGUUUUGUCUUCAGUGACAACAAAGUGUGAUGUUUUGUCUUUACUUCAGGAAUCCAAAGACCAAGCAGAGAGCAAAGAAGAUGUUUACUUUGUAGUCUUAAAUAAAGAAGAAGGAUCUGGGCUGGGAUUUAGCGUUGCUGGAGGAGUAGACCUGGAACAGAAAUCAAUCAUCGUCCAUCGAGUGUUUUCAAAGGGGGUGGCAUCCCAGGAAGGAACAAUUCAUCGUGGAGACCUCAUCCUUUCCAUCAAUGGUAUUUGUUUUGCGGGUUCUGUGCACGGGGAUGUGCUGAAUGCGCUUCACCAGGCAAGGCUCCACAGAUACGCCGUCGUCGUCAUCAGGAAGGAGAAAGCCAGAGAAAAGAUGUCUUCUUCCCGCCCUGAACUAGCUACUCCUGGCAGGCAGACCUUGGAUGCGGCUAUGGAAAGGAGAACAGGUACAGCCGGAGAGCCGAGCGAUACUAUCUGCAUUGAACUCUUGAAGACUUCUGCUGGCUUGGGGUUCAGCCUGGAUGGAGGAAGAGCGUCUCUUUCUGGAGACAGGCCUUUGGUUAUUAAAAGAAUAUUUAAAGGUGGCGCUGCAGAACAAGCUAGGAAACUGGACGUCGGUGAUGAAAUUCUUGCUAUUGGUGGGAAAUCCCUCCUCGGACUCCUGCAUUAUGAUGCAUGGAAUAUCAUUAAAUCUGUCCCAGAGGGACCAGUGCAAUUACUUAUCAGAAAGCAUCAGCCUCUAUGAUGUGAGCACCAUUGACACGUUAAAAUGCGCCUUCUGAGUGCACCCUUCCACGCUGUCAGGUAGCUGAUACCUACCUUUCAGAAGACUCAGUGAGCGAGUGCUUUUGUCGGAACGUCCCAGUCAGCAAAGGAGCGACAAGAUGCAACGUUUCCCUGAUACUACUUGUUCCCACUGGGAUGAGAGACAUCAAAGUGCCACAUAUUUUCCCUGUUGGCUGAAUGGCCAUCCAAAUCACCUUCUCCAGUUCCGGUUCAUCAUCUGUGUGGGCACCGACCAAAGCAAAGUUAUUGGUUGGCUUACUUCAAGCCGGGCCUCAGCCUUGGAAUCUGCCUGGGAACAUGUGAAGGGAAGAGAGUCUCUUUGAACAUAAGCAGGAUGCGUUUGCCUCAUCACCUGAGCAACCACAGCUACCCUCACACAUUUCUGACUUUGGGGCAAAGGCUGAGGAGUCAGAGGAAGCGACUGCUAAGCAGAACUUGAGUCUCUGACCGCGUCUCAUUGGAGAAUGAAUUACUGGCUACGUGUUCACUUUGUCCUUAUCCUAUAGGAAACACAUAGAUGGUACUUUGUGUAGGUUGCAUGGGAAAGCUCAGUAAUAUGUAUAUAAAAAGCAAAUUAUAUCUGGUUUCUCCCAGCUGCCAUUGUAAGAUUUGGGUGUUAUGUUUGGAUGGCCCAAACAGUACAGUAGCACAUCAUGCGUGGUGGGCCCCUGGCUCAAGGCUAGUGUGUCGGCUCUGCACACACAGUUCCACAGGUGCCACUUUUUGGCAUCUCGGGUUACAGGACCACAAAGAUCAAGCCUGGGAAAGACCUCUGCUUGAGGCCACUGAAUGCGGCUGUGAGUCAGAGCCAGACACUGCAGAGCCAGGAGGAUCACGAGUCAGGAUCCUCUAUGGCAGGGGUGUCCAACUCUAAUGCUUCAGAUGUUCGUGGACUACCAUUCCUCUCAGCCCCUGCUGGCAUGACCAAUCAACAGGGGCCAAUGGGAAUUGUAGUCUAUUAACAUCUGAAGCUCCAGAGUUGGACACCUCUGCUCUAUGGGAUUUCUAUUUAGUGGUGAUCACAGCUGCAGAGUUUGGGUGCCUAAGACAUGCUUUUUACAACUGACAUUCAUUUAGGAGAAACUUUUGGAGGAUUUUUCUCCCUCUGGAAACUACUUGUGGCAUACCCAUCCUUUGCAGAGUUGUACUUUGCAAGUCAGGAGUGGAAACUAUUGCUUCCUGUUUGUGAUUUUUCUAGUUUGACUGCGAUUUUGAUCUCAGGACAUGAUAAUUUGUUAAAGGUAGGAAAGUAUUGGGAGUAAUCUCAGUGGGACUGGCCCAGUUGGGCUCUUUCCUAACAGUUCUUCCAGAGGAAUGGCUCUAGUAGUGGAGACAGCUAUCCUCCCUCUUUGCCUCUCCCCCCCACCCCGCCUCGCCAGUCAUGAGGAUUCCUGACCGCAAGAGCAGAAUUACAGAGUACUCUAACCACAAUGAUUCUCUGAGUGUAACAAAUGACUAUUCAGAGCUUGAAUCAGAAGUUUUCAAUCAUGGUGCCUGAAGCUAAUUAACUAUAGAUUAGAUGACCUGCUUGUCAGAAGAACUGGUGCUCUAUUUAUUUUCAAUAUCAGGGAAAUGUGUUAGGUUUGCUCGGCACCCACAACUUCUGUAUGCUCAGUUCAUUAAAACAAAGCCAAAUUUUUCUUCAGGUUGCUUUAACAGAACUACAGUGGAGUGAAUAAAGGAAGAGACCUUGUUUAAAUACCAAGAAGACUCCAAAAGAGGUACACAGCUUGCCUCGUUCAACUUUUGAAUGCCAAAGGAGGGGUUCUGUACUCGGUAUGUUCCAAGUGGCCAUAUUUCCAGCAAAUUGUAUUCAAAAGCAGUUCUGCAUCUAUCUCCUUACUGGAUUUUUGUCAGUAAAGAUGCCGAAUUAUGGCCCUUAGAUCUGCCAUACUGAGUUGAAACCAUAAAAUCUGUGUGCCAACAUAUUCUGUGCUUGCUGCUAUUUGGAGCAGCAGCACGUGUAUGACGCACUUCUGUACCAGAAUCUUAGUUAUUGGGCUCCACUGAACUUGCCAGAUAAGUCUUUUGAUGAAGAUGUCAUUCCACAUCAGUAGCCCUGAGCUGUUUGUGAGUCCAUGACUACUAUUCUCUGGGCUGUGUGCUUGUAUUUCAUAGGUCACUACAAAAAAAAAUUCGCUUAUAUACAUAAUACUUAUUAGAGAACCAAAAUACACUGACCUUCAAUCUGUGACACAUUCUCUGAACACAUUGAUGUGUCAUUUUGACUGAUGUAUAUGGUAUUGUAGGCACAGGGUUACAAAGAUUUAUUUUUUUUUCCUAAAAACUAACCUGGUUGAAUCCUCAGGUGACAAAACAAAACAAAAUCGUCAUUCUUAAUAAAUGAAGGAGAAAUUAAUUUUCUUCCUAUUUGCCUUAAAAUGAUCAGGGAUAGAUUCGAAAUUCCAGCUCUCGUUAAUGCCGUUGAUGCUCCGUAAACUUUUGCAAAUAGCUCCUGUAUUUACAGUCUAUCUCAAGCCAUUCCAGUCUUAUCCUGCAUAUACAGGAAUUGUUUUAUGUGUUUACACACAUUCACGAUUCACUUGCCAGUUGCUUAAAGCGUGCAGUUUAGUGAAGUUUUGGACUGUUUUCUCCAUUACCAUCUUAAGAGUGGUUGCAGAGAGGACAUUCUGCGUCUCUUUCUAAGGGGGAAAAACUGAAUUAUCCAGCUUAAAGAAAAUUUUUUGAAAAAUCUUGCACAGAAUGUGAAUAUUGACUAGAUCCAAUGCUAGUAUUUCACUGACCCCAGGACUCUGUAUACCACCACUACCUGGGCACUAAAAAAAAUUAAGCAAGUGAUCAAUUCGGUAACAGCAGUGAUUCUAGAGCAGUUCCUGUUUUUGACCUCUGCACUAAAAACAAAGAUUCUAGAGCAGUUCCUGUGUGCAAAAGCACAGGCCGUACAGUGCGCAUUGUGAAAUGCAACAGGGAGCAGUGAAUAACACACCGUUUCCUAGCAGCAGGGUCCCACCUUGAAUGCUACUUCUUGGUAAUGCUGCAUCUUGGUAAUGCUAACAAGAAUGCAGCUUUAAAGGCCUGUGAGAUUUCAUAGGCAUGGGGAGAUAUGGGUAGACUUCACCCCUCCUCUUCCAACAGCCUUGGUCAGUUCCAUCUUUCACUACCUGCCUUAUCAACAGUUUCUCUCCUUAAUUGUUCCAACAAUGCUACAUUUAACUAUCCCCUUGAGAAAACUUGUAGGUAGCUAUGAUUUCUUUCCCCUCCAGCACUGUAGGUUUGAUGGGACAUGAGCAGCUAUGGGGUGCAGCUAUGGUCUGCAAAAAGCAAUGUCCCUUUAAUGAGCACACAUGUAUAGCUCCGCCAAAGUAUGAUGGACCAUUAGGAAACAGUGAUUGAAUACGUGGUUGUACAGGAAUGGCAUUUUAUGAAAUUGUCAACAUGUUUGAGUGGUGAUUUUUUUUUAAAAGACCCGCGGCAUCUUCCCAACACAGUUUGUUAAAUCCUGACCGCAUGUAAAUGCCUUCAUUCUGAAUCAAGAUGAAUUUAAAAUAGGGAGAUAUUUUGUAAAAGCAUUCACUGCCGUGAACUGCAUACAUUUAGAAAGAGAUGUGUAAUACAGUUUUGUAGACUCUUAUUCUGGAAGACAAGGCACUGCAUAGAAAUUAGUCUGAACAUAUCUGUGCUGUUUACAGACUGUCUUGUGUUUCCCAUCUGCUGUGUUUGACAAACAGGGCUACACAAGAAGAGAGAUUAUUCAGUGGUUUAUCACAUAAUAUUUUAAAGCCAUGGUAAAGAUAGCAUUUGUGUUGCCAAGUUGAUUUGUUUUGGGUAUCAAUGCUGUGUGGCUGUCUCAUAACUGUUCAGCAUUUACUACUGAACUUUGAAUUUUGUUUUAAUGAUAACUGCUCAUCAACAUACAUUGGUUCGUGCCAAAAACUGAGAACUUCUGAUGAUUCUAGAGAGCUGUGCUUAAAUCUUCAAUUCUCAGAAUCUGCGUGGAGUGUGACACGUUCUUCACAUAACAGAAAAUCCACCUUAUAUGUGUUACAAAUGUCAUCCUUCAAGUUCAGGAAGGUGAUUUGUAGCAGUAUAUGAAAAAUAAAGAUAAGAACUUCCAUAAGAAACCAGAAUUACAAGCCUUGAUCACCAAAUUGCAGGUAAGGUAGAAAACCUGUAUGUGGACUGUACCAAGUAGACUAUAGGUGGGCGGAUUACGUAACGGAAAGCUUCUUCAUUAAAUAAAAAUAAAGCAUUGCCUGCACAUGAAUGUUAUGGAAAAAGAUGGUGUUCCAGCCCUUUCCCUAACAAAUCAGUUUUCUACAUACAGAGAACCCUUCUGUCCCAGAAGCAUUCGGUUACAUGAUCUACCUCCUGCAAUCUGCAGUGGUCCCAUCCAAACACAGGGUUACCGCCUCAACAACUAACUGGGUGAACCAAGCUGACAUUUGUGUGUUAUUUUAAACUGUGAUGCACCACUUCUUGUAUGAUACUGUACAGUGACACCAUUAUUUAUAUAAAAUAUAACCUUUGUGUGAAAAACAUUUUUAAAAAUGCCUUGUCGAUAUAUUAAAAAGUGCAAUAAAUAAGAACUAGCGUGUACAUUUUCCAAACAUUGCUUUGCCCUGUUUAUGUAAAUCUACAUCUCUGUUUACUCUUUGCCAUCUCAUUUUUUAAAGCAUUUUUUGAAAAUAAACAUGAUGCUUAGUAUUA